Messenger RNA from Thermochaetoides thermophila DSM 1495, 591 nucleotides. RefSeq lists its product as uncharacterized. Gene Ontology annotation, cellular component: intracellular anatomical structure. The record is from RefSeq and is a predicted model, not a curated record. The coding region runs from base 1 to 591 and encodes 196 amino acids. The transcript has 3 exons. NCBI's taxonomy places the organism in Eukaryota, Fungi, Ascomycota, Sordariomycetes, Sordariales, Chaetomiaceae. Gene Ontology annotation, molecular function: oxidoreductase activity, acting on NAD(P)H, oxygen as acceptor.
AUGGAGCCCAAAGUCAUCAUCGUGACUGGCGCAAGCCGUGGAAUCGGCCUUGCUGUAGCCAGGGUCUUGCUGCAGGCUUCUCACAAGGUCGUCCUUAUCGCUAGGUCAGCGGAACAGCUCCAGGCCCUGAAAGAGCAGUAUCCCGAGCAGGUCGCGUACCUGGCUGCCGAUAUGACUGUUUCUGAUGUAAAAGAGACGAUCCCUCACCUACGGAAGACCAAGGGCCGAAUUAUCUUUACUUCUUCGGGUGCGGCAACAGGCGCAUACACUGCCUGGGCAGCCUACGGCUCUUCAAAAGCCGCUCUCAAUUCAUUGGCUAAGCACGUCGCGGUUGAAGAACCAGAUAUUAUCUCCGUGGCAAUCAGUCCUGGCAGAGUGGAUACGGACAUGCAGAAGGAAAUCCGUGAAAAGGGCACUGCCAUGGCACCAAAGGAGUACGAGACUUUCAAGGCGGACUUUGAGCAGGGCAGAUUGGUACGACCCGAGCAGUCUGGAGGUGUCAUUGCCAGACUGGCCGUAGAUGCAAAGGCUGAUCUUUCUGGGAAGUACUUCAAAUGGGACGCGCCCGAGCUGGUGGAAUAUCGACAGUAA